Messenger RNA from Rhodotorula graminis WP1, 795 nucleotides. RefSeq lists its product as uncharacterized. The record is from RefSeq and is a predicted model, not a curated record. NCBI's taxonomy places the organism in Eukaryota, Fungi, Basidiomycota, Microbotryomycetes, Sporidiobolales, Sporidiobolaceae. Bases 1 to 795 code for a protein of 264 amino acids. The transcript is spliced from 9 exons.
AUGCUCGUCAGACCGGACCUCACGGGCCUCGCCAACGACGAGAUCGACGGCUUCGAGCAUGACAUGGACGCCGCCGAGAAGACCUGGGACGAGGUCCGGCUCAUCGAGCCCGCAAGCUUCGCCCUGGCGCUCGUCGCAGCCGACAGAGCCACCGUGGCGCACAAUGCCGCAGAAGCGAGACUCGUCGCCGCACGGUGUGACCCCGCCACCCCGCGUCGUCGCCUCGCCGGUCUCGAGCAAGCCAGCGACGAGGCCGAAGCGGUCAGGGUUAGCGCCGAGCGGGUCCUGAUGCACCAGUACAGCGACCACCUCCUCGCGGUUGGGGACAAGAAGCGCAAGAAGCUGGAGCAGAUCAGCAGGGCAAUCCAGAAGUGGCUCAAGGAGCCGGACAAUGUCACGGAUUGGGCACGCCAAGCGCGCGACCGGGCCCUCAAGAUCCGCCCAAACACCUCUCGCGACGGUGCCGCAGCGUACCUCAACGAGCUCGAGUGCGCCCGCAUCGGCUACGCCCUCGCGCGCUACUUCGAUGCGCUCGCCGACGAAGCCGUCGACGACCUCCAUCUGCGCGCGCGCGCGAGCGCAACCGAGCCGGGGAUGAGGACGGUCGAGCGCGGGUCGGCGCUCGGUGCCAUCGCCGAGCGGCCGGACGAGGACCGGGUCGAGGAGGACGAGGCGAACAGGGCAGAGCGGCGGCGCGUCGAGCGGGAGGCGAGGGACCGCGCGAGGGCCGGGAGGCCGGCGACCGGGAGGAGGCGUCGCGCCGAGGCCAAGAACGAGAGCUGCAGGGUGCAAUGA